This is a messenger RNA of Myotis myotis, 3784 nucleotides long. RefSeq names its product RB transcriptional corepressor like 2 (gene RBL2). Lineage: Eukaryota; Metazoa; Chordata; Mammalia; Chiroptera; Vespertilionidae. Gene Ontology annotation, cellular component: nucleus; chromatin; transcription regulator complex. The coding region runs from base 97 to 3528 and encodes 1143 amino acids. The transcript is spliced from 23 exons. The record is from RefSeq and is a predicted model, not a curated record. Gene Ontology annotation, molecular function: RNA polymerase II transcription regulatory region sequence-specific DNA binding. Gene Ontology annotation, biological process: cell differentiation; negative regulation of G1/S transition of mitotic cell cycle; regulation of transcription by RNA polymerase II.
CCUUAUAAGCGGCGGACGGGCGGGCGCUUCGCGGUUUGAAUGGCUACGGGCCCGGGCCCGCAGCUCACCUGAGGACUGGCCGCCCAAGGGUGCGCCAUGCCAUCUGGAGGCGACCAGUCGCCGCCACCCUCGCCGCCCCCUCCGGCGGCGGCAGGCUCCGAGGAAGAGGAGGAGGAGGACGAUGACGACGGGGAGGCGGAGGACUCCGCGCAGCCGACGCGGACGCCGACUCCGCAGACCCAGCAGCGGUUCGACGAGCUGUGCUGCCGCCUCAACAUGGACGAGGCGGCGCGGACGGAGGCCUGGGACAGCUACCGGAGCAUGAGCGAGAGCUACACGCUGGAGGGAAAUGAUCUUCACUGGUUGGCAUGUGCCUUAUAUGUGGCUUGCAGAAAAUCUGUGCCAACUGUAAGCAAAGGGACAGCUGAAGGAAACUAUGUGUCUUUAACCAGACUCCUGCGAUGCUCAGAGCAGAGCUUGAUUGAAUUUUUUAACAAGAUGAAGAAGUGGGAAGAGAUGGCAAAUCUACCCCAAGAUUUCAGAGAACGGACUGAGAGAUUAGAAAGAAACUUCACCGUGUCUGCUGUAAUUUUUAAGAAAUACGAGCCCAUUUUUCAGGACAUUUUCAAAUAUCCUCAGGAGGAGCAGCCUCGGCAACAAAGAGGAAGAAAGCAACGGCGACAGCCCUGUACGGUGUCUGAAAUUUUCCACUUUUGUUGGGUGCUUUUUAUAUAUGCGAAAGGCAAUUUCCCCAUGAUUAGUGAUGACUUGGUCAACUCUUACCAUCUGCUGCUGUGUGCUUUGGACUUAGUUUAUGGAAAUGCCCUGCAAUGUUCCAAUCGUAAAGAACUUGUGAACCCUAAUUUUAAAGGCCUGUCGGAAGAUGGCCAUGCUAAGGACUUCAAGCCUUCCUCCGACCCACCCUGUGUCAUCGAGAAGCUCUGCUCCUUACAUGACGGCCUCGUGCUGGAAGCAAAGGGCAUAAAGGAGCACUUCUGGAAACCCUACAUAAGGAGACUCUACGAAAAGAAGCUCCUUAAGGGAAAAGAAGAAAACCUUACAGGGUUUCUAGAGCCUGGGAACUUUGGAGAGAAUUUGAAAGCCAUCAAUAAGGCCUAUGAGGAGUAUGUCCUGACCGUUGGGAACUUCGAUGAGCGGGUGUUUCUUGGAGAGGACGCGGAGGAGGAAAUGGGGGCGCUCUCCAGGUCUCUGGGUGCCGGGCCGGGCGCGGAGCCUGCCGAGAGGGUGCCGAUGAAGAGCAUCUUGCAGCAGCACUUGGACAAGUCUAAAGCACUUAGAAUCUCCACGCCGCUCACUGCGGUGAGGUACAUUAAGGAUAAUAGCAGCCCUUGUGUGACUCCGGUUUCUGCAGCCACACACAGCCUGAGCCGUCUCCACACCAUGCUGGCGGGCCUCCGAAACGCACCCAGUGAGAGACUGGGACAGAUCCUCAGGACAUGUUGUAGAGAUCCAACCCAGGCUAUUGCCAACAGAUUGAAAGAAAUGUAUGAGACAUAUUCUCAGCAUUCCCAGCCAGAUGAGGAAUUCAGUAAUUGUGCUAAAGAAAUUGCCAGCAGACACUUUCGUUUUGCAGAGAUGCUUUACUAUAAAGUAUUAGAAACCAUUAUUGAGCAGGAACAAAAGAGACUGGGAGACAUGGAUUUAUCUGGCAUUCUGGAACAAGAUGCAUUCCACAGAUCACUCUUGGCCUGCUGCCUCGAGGUUGUCACUUUUUCUUAUAAGCCUCCUGGGAAUUUUCCAUUCAUUACCGAGAUAUUUGAUGUGCCACUUUAUCACUUUUAUAAGGUGAUAGAAGUAUUCAUCCGGGCAGAAGAUGGCCUUUGCAGAGAGGUGGUGAAACACCUCAAUCAGAUUGAAGAACAGAUCUUGGAUCAUCUGGCCUGGAAGCCAGAGUCUCCGCUCUGGGACAGGAUUAGAGAGAACGACAACCGAGUCCCCACCUGUGAAGAGGUCAUGCCGCCGCAGAACCUGGAAAGAGCAGAUGACAUGUGUAUGGCUGGCACCCCUUUGACUCCCAGAAGAGUGAGUGAAGUUCGUGCCGAGACUGGAGGGCUUGGAAGAAGCAUCACCUCUCCAACCACAUUAUAUGAGAGGUACAGCUCCCCAACCGCCAGCUCCACCCGAAGACGGCUCUUCGUCGAGAACGACAGCCCCUCUGACAGAGGAGCACCCGGGCGCGGGCCCCCACAGCCCCUGGUCAGUGCUGUCCCCGUGCAGAAUGUGCCUGGGGAGGCGGUUCCUGUCACACCAGUUCCUGGACAGACUUUGGUCACCAUGGCAACAGCCACAGUCACAGCCAACAAUGGACAAACUGUGACCAUUCCUGUACAAGGUAUUGCCAAUGAAAAUGGAGGGAUAACUUUCUUCCCGGUCCAAGUCAAUGUUGGGGGGCAGGCAUCAGCCGUGACGGGCUCCAUGCAGCCCCUCAGUGCCCAGGCCCUGGCUGGGAACUUGAGCUCUCAACAGGUGACAGGAACCAGCUUGCAAGUGCCGGGGCAGGUGGCCAUUCAGCAGCUCUCCCCAGGGGCACAGCAGAAGCAAGGCCCCCCCUUACCCAGCGGCAGCGGCAGGCCCAGGAAGACCAGCUCUUUAUCGCUGUUCUUUAGAAAGGUUUACCACUUAGCAGGUGUCCGCCUUCGGGAUCUUUGUGCUAAGCUGGAUAUUUCAGAUGAGCUAAGGAAAAAAAUCUGGACCUGCUUUGAAUUCUCCAUAGUUCAGUGUCCUGAACUUAUGAUGGACAGACACCUGGACCAGUUGUUAAUGUGUGCCAUUUAUGUGAUGGCAAAGGUCACAAAAGAGGACAAGUCCUUCCAGAACAUUAUGCGUUGUUACAGGACUCAGCCACAGGCCCGGAGCCAGGUGUAUAGAAGUGUUUUGAUAAAAGGGAGAAGGAAAAGAAGAAAUUCUGGCAGCAGUGAAAGCAGAAGCCAUCAGAAUUCUCCAACAGAACUAAACAAAGACAGAACCAGUAGAGACUCCAGUCCUGUCAUGAGGUCCAGCAGCACCUUGCCUGUCCCACAGCCCAGCAGCGCCCCUCCUACACCCACCCGCCUCACAGGCGCCAACAGUGACCUGGAGGAGGAGGAGAGGGGAGACCUCAUCCAGUUCUACAACAAUGUCUACGUCAAACAAAUUAAAACGUUUGCCCUGAAGUACUCACAGGCCAACAUGACGGAGGCCCCUCCGCUGUCUCCCUACCCAUUUGUAAGAGCAGGCUCCCCGCGCCGCGUGCAGCUGUCUCAGAACCAUCCCGUCUACAUUUCCCCGCAUAAACACGAAAUCGUGCUUUCUCCUCGAGAAAAGAUUUUCUACUACUUCAGCAACAGUCCUUCCAAGAGACUAAGAGAAAUUAACAGUAUGAUACGGACAGGAGAAACUCCAACCAAAAAGAGAGGGAUUCUUUUGGAAGAUGGAAGUGAAUCGCCUGCCAAACGAAUUUGCCCAGAAAAUCAUACCGCCUUAAUACGCCGUCUCCAAGAUGUAGCUAAUGACCGAGGUUCCCACUGAGCUCCGGAGCCUGCGGGGCGGGACACGCCCUUGGCCACCGGUCCCCCACACUGGUUCUGGACCUGGUUCUGGACCUGGUUCCGGCCGGGGAGCUUGGAGUUGCCCUCAAGACCCGAAGAAAUGAUUUAUUCCCCACCUCUGACCAAUCAGCGCCCAGCACGACCCCACCCCCCAACCCCCACUGCCAUGUGAUUCGCCCCCCACACGCUGUACCCCUCCAGCCCCAAUAAACGAAUCAGCGCCUUUUUGGACUGCA